UCCUCUUAACCCAGCUCUGAUGGAACAUGUGCAGAUCCGUCAUCAUCACACAGUGUACACACAGCAGGCGUGCUCUCUGAUCACAUCACCCAUCAUCCUCAUCUUCUUUCCUUAGGGAGAUACCACUAUGGAUCUUUAAAGAAGGUUGCCUCCUGAAACAUCUGAAAUAUAAACUAUCACUAAAAGGUUUUUUCACAGCCUUUUUUGACAAGAACAAACACUUAAGGACAGUCAUCUUUCAGCCAUCUUAAUCUACUAUUGAAACUGUAUCAUAAAUUCAGAUGCCUAAGAACAGUAAGGUAGCUAAAAGAGAGCUGGAUGACGAUGUUGUGGACUCGGUUAAGGACCUGCUGUCCAAUGAAGACUCAUGUGAGGACAGCUUUAAGAAGAGUGAGCUGAUGGUCCAGGAUGAGUUGGACAAAGACAGAGAUAUCGAGGAUGGAUCUGAUAUUGAUGAUGAACGACCAGCCUGGAAUAGCAAGCUACAGUAUAUUCUCGCACAAGUUGGCUUUUCUGUUGGUUUGGGAAAUGUAUGGAGAUUCCCAUACUUAUGCCAGAAAAAUGGAGGAGGUGCAUAUCUGGUGCCAUAUUUUAUACUGCUACUUGUUAUUGGAAUUCCACUUUUCUUCCUGGAGCUUUCUGUGGGGCAAAGGAUACGUAGAGGAAGCAUAGGGGUCUGGAACUACGUUAGCCCUAAAAUGGGUGGGAUUGGAUUUUCAAGCUGUCUUGUCUGCUUGUUUGUGGCUCUGUACUACAAUGUCAUCAUUGGAUGGAGUUUGUUUUAUUUUUCACAAUCGUUCCAGCAUCCUCUGCCUUGGGACCAAUGUCCUUUGGUGAAAAAUGGUUCUUAUACCUAUAUUGAACCCGAAUGUGAGAAAAGUUCUGCCACUACAUAUUACUGGUAUAGAGAAGCUUUGAAUAUUUCCAACUCAAUCGCAGAAGGUGGAGGGCUUAACUGGAAGAUGACUCUUUGCUUACUAGCUGCAUGGAUUAUGGUGUGCCUUGCUAUGAUCAAAGGCAUUCAGUCUUCAGGCAAGGUCAUGUAUUUCAGUUCUCUUUUUCCAUAUGUGGUUCUUACAUGUUUCCUUGUGCGGGCUUUGCUGUUAAAUGGCUCUAUUGAUGGCAUCCGACACAUGUUCACUCCAAAGCUUGAAAUAAUGCUAGAGGCCAAGGUCUGGAGAGAAGCAGCCACACAAGUGUUCUUUGCUCUGGGUUUAGGAUUUGGAGGAGUUAUUGCUUUUUCAAGCUACAACAAGCGAGACAACAAUUGCCACUUUGAUGCCGUGUUGGUGUCGUUUAUCAACUUCUUUACAUCAGUUUUGGCAACACUGGUCGUAUUUGCUGUAUUAGGAUUCAAAGCAAACAUUAUGAAUGAGAGCUGCAUUUCUGAGAAUGCAGGGAAGAUUGUGAGACUUUUGCAAGCGGGCAAUCUCAGCCACAGUGUUAUUCCCCAUCAUGUCAAUUUCUCCAGUAUCACAGCACAGGAUUACCUGUUGGUGUAUGAUAUUAUUAAGAAGGUUAAAGAAGAAGAAUUUGACGGUCUCGGGCUGGCACCUUGCCAGAUUGAAGAUGAACUUAACAAGUCUGUCCAGGGCACUGGUUUGGCUUUUAUUGCUUUUACGGAAGCCAUGACACAUUUUCCUGCAUCCCCCUUUUGGUCUGUAAUGUUUUUCCUCAUGUUGGUAAACCUGGGCCUUGGCAGCAUGUUUGGAACCAUAGAAGGAAUCACCACUCCCUUAGUUGAUACAUUUAAAAUAAGAAAGGAACCACUUACUGUUGGAUGUUGCCUGCUUGCGUUCUGCAUUGGCUUACUGUUUGUGCAGAGAUCAGGAAAUUAUUUUGUGACUAUGUUUGAUGACUACUCUGCAACAUUACCCCUUCUUGUUGUGGUCAUUUUAGAAAAUAUCACCAUCUCCUGGAUAUAUGGAAUUGACAAAUUCAUGGAUGACUUAAAAGAUAUGCUUGGAUUCACACCUUACAAAUACUACUAUUAUAUGUGGAAAUAUGUCUCUCCUAUACUGUUAACUAUUUUGCUCAUAGCAAGUAUUGUCCAAAUGGGCUUCACUCCACCUGGUUAUUAUGCAUGGAUUGCUGAAAGGGCUGUUGAAGAGCGUCUAAGUUAUCCAACCUGGGGACUCUGUGUAUGUGUGCUGCUCAUAGUACUCGCUUUACUGCCUGUUCCAUUGGUCUUUGUUGUCCGAUUCUUUAAUCUCAUUGAUGAUAGCACUGGGAGCCUGGCUUCAGUCUCUUAUAAAAGAGGGCGUAUUAUAAAGGAAAUAUCCAGUCCUGAAGAAGACAAUGCUAGUUUGAUCCAUGAGAAGUUACAAAGUGAAAUGCCAUCUCCAAAUAUUGGAAAUAGCAUCUACAGGAAGCAAAGUGGAUCUCCAACUCCUAAAGUAGAUACUGCCCCCAAUGGACGUUAUGGCAUUGGGUACCUAAUGGCAGAUAUGCCAGACAUGCCUGAAUCAGACUUAUAAAUCAAAUGGCAAAAUGCAACUUUUUCCUUCAUGGCACUGUAUUCUAGCUCUUCUAAAGUGAAGAGGUUGGCUUUAAUGCUUGUGAAGCACUGAUAGCUAUAUAAUGUUCUCAGGACUGAGAACACAUAGUUUGAGAAAGAGAAGGGUAUUGUGGGUUGUUACCAAAAGGCAUGGCACUAUUGUGUUCUGGAUAUGGCUUUAGCCCUUAGCACUUUCUAGGACCUUAAGUACUGUAUGUGUCUUACCUCUCUGUGCCUAAUAUGUCUAAACAUCAAAUGGUGAAUCAAUUACACCUGUCUUUACAUACAUAGAAACAUCAUAAAUCGUAACAUUGUAUCACAACAAUCAACAAUAAGGGCAAUGAAGAAAAAAGUGUCGGAAAUUGUUCUACACGGAAAUAAGUUGUGGGUUCCUGAUCUCCCUUUAAGCCAUACGAGUGGUUGGUUUGUGGGCUGCAGUAUUAUCACGUAUUAUGGAUAUUUCUCAGUAUUUUAUUAGCACGGAACCUAUUCUGCUGUCUUGGUCAGUUGAAGCUCAGGGCUAUUAAGCAACUGAUCUAUUUUAAUGUUGUUUAACAUGAAAGGUCCAUUUUAUGUGAUUUUAUUUUAGUUCAUGUCUUCAGUAUUAUUUUCAGAAUAUCCGGGUCACUCAGUGGUUAUGAUGUAUCACAAUGUUUUUCUUCUCAAUUUUGAAAGUUUUUUUUUCAGUCACUAAAUUUGGCAUUUGCCAUAGAAGCAUAUGGCACUGGAAUGCCAAAAAGAACAGUCUACACUUCAUCAUGAAUGUAUUCUACAAGGAGUAUGUAAACAAAACAAAGCUACUUGUGCCAAUUUUUUUACAAGGUAAAUUUGUACAGCUGGGGUUCCUUAUUUUAAGACUUCGCCCACUACUAAUUCUGCAAGAAGUGAACUGUAGCACCUCAAUGGCUGUAAUAAGCAUUACAUUGAGAGUAGACAUCUCUAUUUUUACAUGCAGUGCAAAGCAUUUUAUAUUUUUAUGUAAACUUCAGUUCCUCAUGACAGUGCCAUGCAAUAUUUAAUUCAGUUUGCACAAUGACAAAGAUUGUACAACUAUUAGGUGCGUAAUGUUCUUUUUAGGAUGCAGAAUGUUUCAUUGACCCAGUAAGACACUUCUAAUUUUGGAGUUUAAAGGAAUGUUGAUCUGUUUGAAUGGUAUGGGAGCACAUAAACACGCACAUUAGCUGUCUGGUAUAUGGCACUUACUCUUAGAUCAAACCUGUUUGAAUGCUGGAGAUGCAGUCACUGUUGAGAAUGUGUUGCAGAAGUUCAUGCAAAGUUAUUUAGCUAAAAAUACAUAACCUGACCUCCCUUUUAUUUGGUGGACCCACAUUUUAGAACUAUUAUUGGAGCACAAUGCAUUACAGGAUUUACUAACAGGAGAGUACUGGAGGUUGAGUGUGGUUGUCCUGUCAUUGCACUAAAGAUCUGAAAUGAUAUAAACACUGCUUCAGUAGCAUUCACCCGUCAGGCUUAUCAGCUCAUGUUGACCUCAAAUACUAUAAACGCCUAUAUGAAUAACUCAAUAUGUAUUGAUUGUCAUAGUGAGUACAUUAAACUAUAGUAUACUCACCUCUAUACAGGUAUAGUCUGCUUUAUUGUCUUUUAUGUUGCAAGCGUCUUUGUUCUAACUAGCACUAAAUAACAUCCUAGUAAUGUCAUAACUACAGCACUUGUGUCUAUCGAUUAUGCCUUCCAUUCUCCAUUAAGGAUGAGGAUUAAACAAAAAAUGCAAACAAUAAAUAGUAAGGCUGGGUUGAUCUUGGGAUACCAAAUUUAUAUCUUUUUAUGAAAUGUCAUUGAUUUUGCACCAUAAAAAAAAAGUGUUUUUUUUUUUUACCACAUGCUGAGAGUCAUAACGUGGAGGUAUGGGAGGGUAUGCUUUUUUACUGGACCAAGCUAUAGUUUUCUUUGGCACCAUUUUGGGUACCUAUGGCAUUUUAAUUGCUGUUUCUUGUGUUUUUUGGGGUGCAGGAGGAAAACAAGAACACCAAUUCUAAAAAUGUUUUUAAUUUCUUUCAUGUUAUAAUGUUCACAGUACAGGAUGCAUAGCAGAACAAUAACAAGAAAUAAAAAAAACUGUUAUAGUUAGUGUAGUGAUGGAUGUAGUGAUACAUAAAUCUGUCAUUUUUUUAAAUAUUUUUUACAUAAUAAACCAGGAAAGUAGGAUUAUGUAUUUUUUCUUUAAUAUUUUUAAUAAGAUUUAUUAAGAUAACAGGAAUGCUAAGAUGGCAAAUUUAUGGCACUUAUAAACUCCAGCAACUAUGGCGUUAAACAACUGGAAUCUGAGUUAUCUCUUAUCCAAGCCAUUGCAGUGGGUGCCUGGCUGUAUUAGGAUCCUGAACGUCACAACAUUGUGAAAGUACUGCGGCUGACUCCAUAUAGCUGGCACCAGCCCCAGGAGUUAAAGAGGAUGAUGUUGCUAGGUGUUGUGUCAUUUUUAAAAUUGUCCUUAAGGGAGGUUGGAAGCUUUAAGUAAUAUGUAAAGUUAAAAGAAUCUGUCAUGUUGGAAAUGCUGUCCUAUAUGCAGGCAUCGUAUUAUAGAGCAGGAGGAGCUGAACAGAUUGAUAUACAGGUUUGUAGGAAAAGAUUUAGUAUUCAGUAUAAGUCUCUUCCCUUUUGGGCUUAGAAGUCCGGCACACGGUCUCACUCAAUGAUUGACAGCCUUCCCUUCAUGAAUGUACAUAUAGAGAAAGCUGUCAAUCACAGAGUAGGACCACCUACCGGACUCCUAAGACCUGUGGUAGCAGAGAUACAUAAAUAAUGUACAAAUUACACAGAAUCUUUUCCUACAAACCUAUAUAGCAGCCGUACAGCUCAUCCGGCUCAGUGACAUGCUGCCUGCAGAUAGGUCAAUGUGACAGGUUAACUUUGGCGGUUAUGGCAUUUACUACCUCUAAAAUACUUAACAAUGUGAACAGGGCUUGCUGCAUAAAAACACUAUAAAGCCAAACAAAUCUGUACUGUUUCCUGGUAAAGGGUAUGUAAAACUACCCCCCCUCCCCCCAUAAAUGACUAAUGCAUAUACAUACAUCUGCACUUGAUUGUAUUGUAAUAUAAAAACAAUAGGGUUCUCUUAUGUUAUUAGCCCUGUUAGGUCAGAUUUGAAUAAAGUAGUGUGCUUAUUAUUAUUUUCUUAUGUACUAGCUGUAUAGAUACUAUAUAAACUAUAGCACUUAAUGACUGUGGGAUGUAAUCUGUCCCCUUCUUUGCUGUGGAUGUGUGACAUAAAACUGUAUAUUCUGAGUAAAGAACUUGACGAUAUGAUCUUAUAGUAAGCUACAGUGAGAAUUAAAGGUUUUUACAUGUCGUGUUCCUAACAGAGCCUUUAAUUGCUAUUUAUUCUGGUAACAUCAUGUCCAAUAUGUCGUAUAUUUAUACAAUCUGCUUGUACUGUAAAUAUGUAUAUUACUAUACACUGACUCAGAACUACGUUUCAUGUUUUAAGCUGAAGCCAAUCUUCUCUUUUAUGGAAAGAGGACAUAUUUUGGAGUUCUUGUGGAAACACAUAGAGAGUGACAUGCAAAAAUAAAAUACACACAAUAUUUUUUGUACUUUUUUUUUCUUCUAACUUAAAAUAUUAAACUAGUGACUCUGGUAUUCAUCUUCAGCCAUACAUUUAAUACUUUUUUCUGUUAUUCGCAUGUACCUUUAUGCCAGGUCUGUUACACCAUUUCUAAUUUGUACUAUAAUGUAUGUGUUAUUAAAACAUUAACAAUUUAA
This is a messenger RNA of Hyla sarda, 6217 nucleotides long. RefSeq names its product solute carrier family 6 member 15 (gene SLC6A15). Gene Ontology annotation, biological process: L-leucine transport; sodium ion transmembrane transport. Bases 282 to 2477 code for a protein of 731 amino acids. Gene Ontology annotation, molecular function: proline:sodium symporter activity. The transcript has 12 exons. NCBI's taxonomy places the organism in Eukaryota, Metazoa, Chordata, Amphibia, Anura, Hylidae. The record is from RefSeq and is a predicted model, not a curated record. Gene Ontology annotation, cellular component: plasma membrane.